Zea mays is the source of this 2441-nucleotide messenger RNA. RefSeq names its product pentatricopeptide repeat-containing protein At3g53170. The transcript is spliced from 3 exons. The record is from RefSeq and is a predicted model, not a curated record. Gene Ontology annotation, molecular function: protein binding. Bases 140 to 1597 code for a protein of 485 amino acids. NCBI's taxonomy places the organism in Eukaryota, Viridiplantae, Streptophyta, Magnoliopsida, Poales, Poaceae.
CGCACUCUGCGACGGCACACGCCGCUCCGGCGUCCAGCAAAUCCACGGCCCUGCUGAAUUUGUCUCGCCGCUCAUCGACCCUGUUUCACUAUUUGGAACUGAAUUAUCUCAUCCAGCGAUUCCAGGUCCCCGUAGCGCCAUGAACCUGCCGACGCCGCUCCCGCCCACCAGCUCCCCGGCCGCGGCUCCCCGCGCCAGCCGUGCGCCUGUCGUGCCUGCUGCCCGACGCGGCACCGGCCGCCGGCGUCGGCGGCAGAAACCGUCUUCGUCCCCGUCCACCCGCGAGACCGAGGCCGAGUACGAGCAGCCGGACGCCCUCGCCCGCAUCCUCCGCACAGAGGCCGCCAUCUCGGGCGUCUCCCGCAAGGCUGCGGCCGCGCGGCAGCAGUCCACGAACCUUUGGCCCCGCGCCGUCCUCGAGGCCCUCGACUCCGCUGUCGCCGCCUGCCGCUGGGAGUCCGCCCUCGAGAUCUUCGAGCUGCUGCGGAAGCAGCACUGGUACGAGCCGAGGUCGCAGACCUACGCGCGGUUGCUGAUGAUGCUCGGCAAGUGCCGGCAGCCCGGUCCCGCCGCCGGCCUCUUCAGGGAGAUGCUCUCGGAGCGGCUCCGGCCGACGGCAGACGUGUACACGGCGCUUAUCGGCGCGUACGGCUACAGCGGCUUGCUGGAGCACGCGCUGGCCGCUGUCGAGCAGAUGAAAGGCGCCGCUGACUGCAAGCCGGACGGGUACACCUUCUCCGUCCUCGUUGAUUGCUGCGCCAAGUCGCGCCGCUUCGAUCUGAUCCCUGCCGUUCUCGACGAGAUGUCGUACCUGGGGAUCGAAUGCAAUUCGGUUAUCCACAACGCGAUAAUUGACGGGUACGGCAAGGCCGCCAUGUUCGAGGAGAUGGAGGGUGCGCUCUCCACCAUGCUUGAGAGUGGUAGCAAUGUGCCGGACAUUUACACCAUGAACUCCGUCGUCGGGGCGUAUGGCAACCAUGGAAGAACAGAUGAGAUGGAGAAGAGUUACAGUGAGUUUCAGCUGAUGGGUGUUGAGCCAGAUACCAAGACGUUCAACAUCAUGAUCAGGUCUUAUGGUAAGGCUGGCAUGUAUGUCAAGAUGAUGUCGAUAUUCAGAUACAUGAAGAAACGGUUCUUCUCACCAACUGCCGUUACCUUCAACACAGUAAUAGAGUGUUUCGGACGUGCUGGCGACAUCGAAAAGAUGGAGUACUAUUUCCGUCUUAUGAAAAUUCAGGGUGUCAAACCCAACCCCAUCACCUACUGCUCGCUGGUUAACGGGUACAGCAAAGCCGGGCUUCUUGAUAAGGUUGCGGGGGUCAUUCGACAGACCGAGAACACUAAUGUUGUCUUGGACACACCAUUCUUUAACUGUGUGAUAAGCGCAUAUGCCAAGUCUGGGGAUAUCAAAAUCAUGGAGGAGAUGCUGCAGCUUAUGAAGGAGAAGAGGUGCAAGCCUGACAGAAUAACUUAUGCCACCAUGAUUCAGGCAUACACUGCACACGGGAUGGAUGAAGCUGCUAUGUUGCUGGAGAUAGAAGCUGAAAGAUUUGAUAAACGGUUGCUGGGAUCGGUUUCUGACAUUGAUGGCAAAUAAUGCAUACAACCAUUAGUCCUAAUCUAAGGCCGGGGAAAAGAUGUUGCUGCGCAAGAGGUGCUUUUGGUGGAGAUAGCUUGGAAUCCAUCCACAACCGGAUCUGAACAAAAGGGUCGGGCCAAUUGGAUGCAGAGCCAUGCAGAUAGCAAGGAAAGCAGAUAUCUAUAACCCUUUCUAAAUUCCUGGUCCGAUAAUUAGUUCCAUGCUCAGGUAAUCCAUCUGUUUGGGGCUCAUAUUUAGGAUCACUGUUCAACAAGACAUCUGGUCAGUUUGGUCACUAUGUUGUCACCACUGAUGUGCUGGAUAUAUUUCUUAUUGGCAAACCGAAUUCUGUUGCCGGUAAGCAUGUCGUCACCGAGUUUGGUCACUACGUUGUCACCAAAAGGCCACACAUGCCACUGUGCUGAUCCUAUUGCCAGUUGUAGCAGCCUCCAAGUGAGACUGGGAGGCUGGGGAUCGAGAGCAUGAAGCAAGCAGCAUGGAUGACGCUGUCAGCUCACGAACAAAUCGCUGGUGGAGGCACUCGCAGGUCAUGGGAUUUGCGUUGCAGGCUUGGUCCAAGUGAAACGAACUAUAUAGAUCUUCAAUGGCCGCAGAAGUGGUAAAACCCUGCAAGGAAUUCAUGUUGGAGUCAUCACAUUUGUCUGUAGUCACUGAACAUUUAUGUGCUGAUGAAGUGGUAAAACCAUGCAGAUGAAGUGGUAAAACCAUGCAGAAUGUAGCGUCCGCAUUCUGUAUCUGUUGUUGAUCAAUUAUGUAUUCAGAUUUGUUUUUUGCGCCUACUUUUGUGCAAUGUAAAAUAAGCAGAGUAUCAAGCUAUCUGAUCAAUGCACGUUCACGAACA